GUUAUGUACCUAAACCGAUGAUGACCUUUUUGUUUGAUAGGAAAAAAUUUCAUUAUCGAAAUUUUAGAAUCGAUUGGAAAAAACGUUAUUCAUUUACAUUGGAUGAAUAUUUAGCACUGGCUUUGUGUAUUGUAUUGGCCGUUCGUGGAUCAUAUGCUGUAAUUGAUCGAACUUAUUGGACAGAUAAAAAAAGGCAAAUUUAUUUUGGUAGUUUUUUUGGAGUUUUCGGUGCGAAUCCAUUCCACGUAGAAAUGUUAUGUAUAGUUUGGGCAUUGAAUUGUAUCAACAUUCAAAUAACUUCAUUGUUUCUACGUUUAAAACAUUUAAAAUGGCUAAAUAUUUUAAUGACACUUGAGGAUCGUAUUUCUCCGAAAUAUAUUGGCAUUAAACCGGAUGAAUGGAAAGCCUUGAAAAUAAAGGCAAAUCUGAUGUCUCAUUUUAAUCGUAAUACAUGUAUUUGGAUAUCAUCAAUUGGUGGUUUAUUUAUUGGCUGGCAGUUCUUUAAUAAAUAUUCAUUAUAUGAUUUCAUUGUUUUCGGAUUGAUUUGGACAAUAUUCUAUGCCAUAACAACAUUAUUAGUGACAACAACCAUUUAUUAUACAAAUUUUUACAUAUUUUUAAUUGCCGAUUUAAUGCAGAAUUAUUAA
Molecule: messenger RNA, 647 nt
Organism: Dermatophagoides pteronyssinus (European house dust mite)
Lineage: Eukaryota; Metazoa; Arthropoda; Arachnida; Sarcoptiformes; Pyroglyphidae
Source: RefSeq, a predicted model, not a curated record